AUGAGGUGUCGGCGAAACGCAUCGUAUUUCCCCUGGCUUAGUGUCUUAAUAACCCCUUACGUGCUGAUCCCGACCCAGCUGGGCGCAGUGGCCAACGGGCUUCUUGCCGGCAACGGGCACCCGCCGUACCGCGAGCUGGCCGUCUGGCUGCUGCUAAGCGUCCUCGGGGGCAAGUCCGGCAUUGGUCUGGCGCUGGACCUGGCAAAGGUGCCGGUGCGGCAGUUCUCGGAGCGCGCGGUCGCCAAGGCCGCCUUUACGCACGUCAUGGCGCUGCCGAUGGACUUCCACGCCGAGCGCGAUGCCGCCGAGGUUAUGAAGGCGGUCGAGCAGGGCGGCGCGCUGAUGCGCGUGCUCGAGCGCGCCGCCACCGAGGUGCUGCCCACGGUCGCCGACCAGGCAUCGCCGCGGGGGUGCUGUACGCGCGUUUCGGCGCCCCCCCUGGCCGCCGCCAUCGCUGCCGCCUUCUUGGUGUUCCUGGUGCUGGAAGCCUGGACAUCGACGCGGUGGCGGAUCGCGCCGCGCCGGGCGAUGGCGCGCGCCGAGCGGGAGGAGGCCCGCGUCAUGCACGGCGCUAUCCAGGGCUGUGCGGCGAGGCGCAGCGCCUGGCCCUGGCGCGCGCGCUGCUGCGUGACCCGCUCGUGCUGGUGCUCGACGAGGCCACGAGCGCCGUCGACUCGCGUACCGAGGAGGGGAUCCAGCGCGCCGUCGGCGCGUUCCGGCGCCGGCGCGCGCGCACCACGCUCGUCAUCGCGCAUCGCCUGUCCACCAUCGUCGGCGCCGACCGCAUAA
Messenger RNA from Gaeumannomyces tritici R3-111a-1, 789 nucleotides. RefSeq lists its product as hypothetical. NCBI's taxonomy places the organism in Eukaryota, Fungi, Ascomycota, Sordariomycetes, Magnaporthales, Magnaporthaceae. Bases 1 to 789 code for a protein of 262 amino acids. Gene Ontology annotation, cellular component: membrane. Gene Ontology annotation, molecular function: ATP binding. The record is from RefSeq and is a predicted model, not a curated record. The transcript is spliced from 2 exons.